Staurois parvus is the source of this 303-nucleotide messenger RNA. The record is from the annotation of a GenBank genome assembly. NCBI's taxonomy places the organism in Eukaryota, Metazoa, Chordata, Amphibia, Anura, Ranidae.
UGGCAAUAUAGUGUAAUUUAACCAUCUCCCACCUGCCAUAUAAGGCAAUGAGGGGCGCAAGUCAUGUGAUCAGCUGUCUCCAAUCACAGCUGAUCGCAUGUAAAUAGGGAAAUGCCAGUUAUCGGUGCCUACCAGUGCACAACAAUGCCACAUAUCAGUGCCCAUCUGAGCUGCCUUUCAGUAUCACUGCCAGUCAGUGCUACCUAUCAGUGCUGCCAGUCAGUGCCGCCUAACAGUGCCAGUCAGUGCCACCUAACAGUGCCAGUCAGUGACGCCUAUCAGUGCCAGUCAGUGAUGCCUAUC